UAGGCUGUAUUGUAAACGCUUCACUGCUCUUUACCCAGUACACCCUGAUUAUUAGAAUCUACCUCAUUGCACACAGUGUCGGCGAUUGAUUUGGCACGACAGUGUGUGUGGUUCCCCAGGUGUGUGAUAAUGGUACAGAGGUACUAUUUUACGUUGGAGUUGGAAUAAUCUAACGAAUUUAUCAAUUCUACCAUUCCUUAACAGGCAAUUACAAACGGAUUCCGUGGAUCGGCAUUGGUAUCUUGAAAAUUCAGACAGCUUCUUAAAGUGAUAUUUUCAAGGAUCCAUAACAAAUUAAGGGGAGCAAGAUGCAUCGAUUGGUCGCUUAUACCAAAUUUGCUUCAAUUAGCAUGUUGGUUGCCACAACUCUACUUACUGUCACGUUUCUUCACGAGAUUUACAGACCAGACGUGGUUAUGGACUCCACUGACAUGUCCACUGGCAAAGACACGCUCGCACGUUGGAUCCUCGGCAAUGACGAUGAUGAUGAGCACAAGGAACACAUAGUUAAUCGCCAAAUUAAAGCAAAAACAGUAUACGCUAUCACUGUUAAUGCGCCGUACAAUAUCAACAACAGAAAUAUCUGUCGCGGUGUGGAUAAGGUUUCCGUCCUUGUGGUGGUCCAUACAGCCCCGGAUCAUUUCUUUAUCCGUUCUGAAAUGCGACGGACUUGGCUUAACACGACGUUUUACAGUCCAGAGAGUGUACGGGUCGUUUUUCUGCUCGGACUUGUAACAACCUCUACUUUACAGGUCGAGAUAGAGAAAGAAUCCGACAUGCACCGAGACAUUGUACAGGGAAGUUUUAUAGAUUCCUAUCGUAAUCUCACCAAUAAAGGAGUGAUGGGCUACCGCUGGAUCACAGAAAACUGUUUGAAUGCAGAAAUGGUCAUUAAGGUCGACGACGAUUCUUUGAUCAAUUUCUUCAAAUAUUUCGAAGAGAUGCGAAACAUACUGGUACCUAAAAAGAAACAUAUAUUUUGUAAUAGAAUUGAGCCCAAUACCAUGCCGAUCAUCCGCAAACGGAAUAGCAAGUGGUUUGUACGUCCAGAUGACUAUAGAUCUUAUUCAAUGUAUCCUCACCGGUACUGUAGCGGCUUUGUCGUGUUUAUUUCCACGGACCUAGUACCAGCGUUAUUCCACGCGGCCAUCGGGUCACCUUUCUUCUGGGUUGAUGAUUUUUACCUAUUUGGCUUACUCCCGUCCAUGGUUAAAAAUGUCACUUUUGAUAAUUAUAGAGGGAAUUUAACUUUUAGUCAUCCAGAAGGUUUGAAAUGUUAUCAAAAAGAGCAUUCAAAGUGUAAAUAUUUAGUGAUGCCUGCAAAAAAUAAAGAAAUCGACGUUAUGUGGAAGGCCGUGAUAGAGGAUCGUCAACAGAGUAGUUAUGGCUAUUACUAUAUGCGUCUAAAUCCUUUACAGCAAAACCUGUAAUGCAAGCUAAAGGUUGAAGUGCUACAAAGAGUUAAGAGUGUAAUUUGCAUACAAGUUCUCUACAUUCUGAAAUGUUACAAAAAAAUCUUCCAAUACGAAUUGAUAUUGUAAUAUAAUAUUAUUUUUUUGUUUUUUUUGUUAAAGUAAGUAACACUCAAUUAGAAAGAUUAUUAAGAUUAUUUAUAAAAUAUUCAACCGAUUUCUUUUUUCGAAAUAAAAAGUUGAAUAUUUUUCACAAAUGCCUUGAAAUACAGUAAAACUUUUUGUUUCGAAUGUGCUAAGUUUAGCACGGUUGUAUCAAACACUGCACAGCUGAGUAUAGUGGUUGUAUCAAGUUUAUAUUCCAGUUCCUACCUUAAGUGUUCUCAGUUCCCCCACGUGCUGUCCACUUGUGCAGGAAUUUGGUCAAAAGUAAAUCUUUUCCAUGCUAUUAGAAAUUAUUUACUCAUAGCCUCUUACGUACAUAUUUUAGCUUGUCUUGUAUUUGGUGGCUUAAAACGUGUAAUGUAAAAGAAACGUAAUGUAUCAGUAUUGAUAUAUUUGACUGUAAACUCUUGUUGGUUUUUUUUUGUUAUUUUCUUUUUAUUCAAGAUUUUUUUGCAAUAUAUGGUAUAUUUACAUUCAAACAAUUCAUAUUAUAUAUUCAGACCUCACACGACUCAUAUUCACUCUUACUUACAUCAGUUGAUAUAUUUAGACACAAGUACAUGUAAUGGUACCCAUGUACACAUAUAUUGCCUUUAUGAGAACAGAGAGA
Messenger RNA from Mizuhopecten yessoensis (Yesso scallop), 2187 nucleotides. RefSeq names its product beta-1,3-galactosyltransferase 5-like. Gene Ontology annotation, cellular component: membrane. Gene Ontology annotation, molecular function: hexosyltransferase activity. The transcript is spliced from 2 exons. NCBI's taxonomy places the organism in Eukaryota, Metazoa, Mollusca, Bivalvia, Pectinida, Pectinidae. Bases 309 to 1430 code for a protein of 373 amino acids. The record is from RefSeq and is a predicted model, not a curated record.